UCAGUACUAUAAAUAGUAACCGAUGCUCCAGUCAAACAGGUAAAGUGAAGUGAAAAUGGGGAGGAUUACAAGCAUUGGCGCACUUGUUCUCUUACUGGCAUGCGCAAUUCAUUGCACGGACAACAUUAAAUCCGACAAAGUUAAGCGUUCCGAAGAUGCUUCGGAAGGACUUCAUUCUGAACAAUCCAAGCGUUCACUUCCUGAUGCAGAGCUGCAGCAAGCGUCGAUGAGUAAGCGUGAAACUCAAAGAGAUCCCUCGUUAAAACUGCGUUUUGGACAAGCCAAGCGUUCGCUUACAGAUCUGGAUCAGCCUCAUGAGUCAAUGGAUAAGCGUUAUGCUCAAAGAGAUCCCUCGUUAAAACUACGUUUUGGACAAGCCAAGCGUUCGCUUACAGAUCUGGAUCUUAAUGAUGACAACCAGCCACAUGGGUUGAUGGAUAAGCGUUUUGCUCAGAGAGAUCCAUCGUUAAAACUGCGUUUUGGACAAGCCAAGCGAUCGCUUACAGAUCUGGAUCAGCCCCAUGGGUCAAUGGAUAAACGUUAUGCGCAGAGAGAUCCCUCGUUAAAACUACGUUUUGGACAAGCCAAGCGUUCGCUUACAGAUCUGGAUCUUAACGAUGACAACGAGCCACAUGGAUUGAUGGAUAAGCGUUAUGCUCAGAGAGAUCCCUCGUUAAAACUGCGUUUUGGACAAGCCAAGCGUUCGCUUACAGAUCUGGAUCUUAAUGAUGACAACCAGCCACAUGGGUUGAUGGAUAAGCGUUAUGCUCAGAGAGAUCCAUCGUUAAAACUGCGUUUUGGUCAAGCCAAGCGUUCGCUUACAGAUCUGGAUCUUAACGAUGACAACGAGCCACAUGGGUUGAUGGAUAAGCGUUAUGCUCAGAGAGAUCCUUCGUUAAAACUGCGUUUUGGACAAGCCAAGCGUUCGCUUACAGAUCUGGAUCUUAACGAUGACAACGAGCCACAUGGGUUGAUGGAUAAGCGUUAUGCUCAGAGAGAUCCUUCGUUAAAACUGCGAUUUGGACAAGCCAAGCGUUCGCUUACAGAUUUGGAUUUUGACGAUGAAAACCAGCCACAUGGGUUGAUGGAUAAGCGUUAUGCUCAGAGGGAUCCCACGACCAGGCUGCGAUUUGGACAAGCCAAGCGUUCACUUACAAAUCUGGAUUUUAACGAUGACAACGAGUCACAUGGGUUAAUGGAUAAGCGUUAUGCUCAGAGAGAUCCCUCGUUAAAACUGCGUUUUGGACAAGCCAAGCGUUCGCUUCUUGACCUAGAUUAUCCCGAAGACUACCAGCCGGAUGGGUUCAUCGAGAAACGUAAUGCUGAAGCCAAUCUACCUGAAGAUCAAGUGCCCCCUGGUCGGUACAACUUCGGUCUCGGACGUUAAUGUGAACAGACGACUCAAACUACUGCACUUCACCUGAGUCGUAUUGAAAUUCACUGCAUCUGAAGCUUAUGCGGCGAUUAGAUGCAAUACAUCCAAUCAACUGAGCGACAUGCACCCACACUCUAGUCCACUACCAACGAAUAUAUGAUCUACACAAAAAGUCACAUUUUUUUACAUAAAUAUAUAAAUUUGUAAAAAUAAA
Molecule: messenger RNA, 1589 nt
Organism: Armigeres subalbatus
Lineage: Eukaryota; Metazoa; Arthropoda; Insecta; Diptera; Culicidae
Product: short neuropeptide F-like
Exons: 13
Coding region: 56-1387 (443 amino acids)
Source: RefSeq, a predicted model, not a curated record